AUGCGCAUCUACUGUGCCUCAUUCGAACCUCCGUUAGAUCGGCGCGCACAAGAGUAUCUAUCUGAAUCGGUCUCUGCAUCUGUAUCUGGAGCCUCAGACGACGAGGGUUACCAAACGCCUGAGGAGCCACUAAUUGAGGAAGAGGAGGAUGAGACCCCAUUCGAACAGGAGCGCCAGGGCGUGCAGCCAUAUGAUGAUCUGAUUCCGGGUCCAUCUCAAAUUUCCGUGCUCGCGGCGCACCGGCCAUUUUUGCUACCUGUAACCAGUUCCCGCAGACCUACCCUUAGAGGAGAAGAAGAGCCUGCAGAAUCCUAUCUAGGUGCUUUUGCUCGCACGGCUGCUGUUGUCCAGACAUUUGCCAAUGCAGAGGCCGCUGUACAAGGCGCAUUGGCCCGGAGAACUUCUCAGCUCAGUAUCUCGCAGACUACCACUGGAGGCCGUAAACGGGAGAAGGUGCUUUCGGGGCAUAGCACGUAUGGGCAGACGCUGUUCAACGCCAUUGCCAUCUUACUCGGCAUUGGCAUGCUGUCAGAACCUCUGGCAUUUGCAUAUGCCGGAUGGAUCGAUGGCACGGUGAUCAUUAUAUUCUAUGGUAUAAUCACCUGUUACACAGGGAAGAUACUAGCGCAUCUUAUCUUAGACGAUCCUCGUUUGAAGUCAUAUUCUGAUAUUGGCAAGAAAGCCUUUGGACCGCGUUCAGGUCCUUGGAUCAGUGCCCUGUUUUGCCUGGAGCUUUUCACCGUCAGUGGAGCUUUGGUCACUCUCUACGCAGACUCUCUUUAUGCUGUGUUACCUGCGUGUUCUUCCGACACCUACAAGCUAGUUGGCUUAUUUGUUCUCACACCGACCAUGCUACUUCCUUUGUCUCUGCUAUCAUACACGUCGAUUCUCGGAAUACUGUCAACCAUACUUAUCAUUGCUGUCAUUCUGAUCGACGGUCUCUCAAAGCGCGACAGUCCAGGCAGUAUUUGGAGUCCUGCGGAGACCACCCUUGGAGUCCGCAGCGUUGGACAACUUGGUCUCUCGUACGGGCUCUUCAUGGCCGGAUUCUCCGGUCACGCAGUCAUUCCCUCUCUGGUCAGAGAUAUGGUGGAUCCCACCCAGUUUGACUCAAUGAUCACUCACGCUUUCACUGUCGCCACUACUGUGUACGCGGUGAUUGGUGUUGCUGGAUAUAUCAUGUUCGGCAACGAAGUCAGCGACGAAUUUAGCCAAGAUCUAGCAAAAUACACUGUGUACCCUAAUUUGAACAAGAUCGCUCUAUGGAGUCUUGUCCUGGCUCCUUUGUCAAAGUUUGCCGUUGCUGCCCGGCCGCUGAACCUCACGCUGGAAAUGAUGUUGGGUAUCGAGAUUGGACCAGUCUCGGUCAAUGACCAUGGCACAAAGCCUAUACAGCAAGACGCGGAAUCUGCGGUAAGGCCGCACAGGCCGCAACGCACAGUGACCUGGGUUUAUACUUUUGUUGAGCGCACACUCUUCACGAUAUGUUCCGUGACAGUAUCAAUAUGCGUGCCCGAGUUCAGCUCCACGAUGGCGUUCCUGGGCGCGUUCUCAUCGUUUCUACUUUGCGUCAUCGGGCCAGUCUCUGCAAAGGUUGCGCUGGCUAGACAUUGCACGAGCGGUUUGAUCAUGGCCACAUGGGGGACGAUAGCGGCAUUCUGGUCGAUGCAAUGA
Molecule: messenger RNA, 1674 nt
Organism: Laetiporus sulphureus 93-53
Lineage: Eukaryota; Fungi; Basidiomycota; Agaricomycetes; Polyporales; Laetiporaceae
Exons: 12
Coding region: 1-1674 (557 amino acids)
Biological process (GO): amino acid transmembrane transport
Cellular component (GO): vacuolar membrane
Molecular function (GO): amino acid transmembrane transporter activity
Source: RefSeq, a predicted model, not a curated record